This is a messenger RNA of Eupeodes corollae, 4556 nucleotides long. RefSeq names its product putative mediator of RNA polymerase II transcription subunit 26. The transcript is spliced from 11 exons. Gene Ontology annotation, biological process: regulation of transcription by RNA polymerase II. Gene Ontology annotation, molecular function: transcription coregulator activity; RNA binding. Gene Ontology annotation, cellular component: nucleus; SWI/SNF complex. NCBI's taxonomy places the organism in Eukaryota, Metazoa, Arthropoda, Insecta, Diptera, Syrphidae. The record is from RefSeq and is a predicted model, not a curated record. The coding region runs from base 1056 to 3155 and encodes 699 amino acids.
CCGAAAUGCGAGUGUGGCCGGCAUCGAAAUCGCACCAGCCUGUCAGCUAACUGUAUAGGAAGAAGCCAGAGCAAAGACCAGAACCAGAACCAGCAGCAGAAGCAUACAGAGGAUAAAAAUGAAAAUCUUGUGGCAUUGCCGUUAAGCCACCACCAUCGUGGGUGACUGAAUUUAGUUGGUGCAGACUUUUUCGUGCGAUAAGACGUGUAUUUGUCCCUUCAUAUCUUUUAACGGAAAUUAUAGAAGACGCGUGAGCAAUAUUUCAUUCAGCCUCAACAUUUUUAUUAUUAUUAUUUUUCGGUUCGAAUAAAAUAAUAAUAAAAAAAAACAUAUCAAAAACAAAAGGAAAUAGAAAACAAAAAUUGUUGUUUUGUGUGGUACAUAUUUUUGUGAGAAUUUAAAUAUUAUUUGUACUGAAAAAAAAAAAUUGAAAAAGUUUUUAAGAUUGUUGUGUUUUGAAACAAAUUGUGUUGCAUACAAAUUAAAAGUUAAAUUUUUGAAGUGUAAAAGUUAAAAAAUUUAAAAAAAAUUAGUUAUUAAAAAUUUUAGAGUGUUAAGUGAAACUUUGUGAAUCUGUAUAAAAGUGUUAUAGGUGACUUAAGGAACCAAUAAGUAUUAUAAACAUAAAAUCUCUUGGAAAUAGUUUUUAUAAACAAUAAUUUGUUAAUUCAAAUGGAUAAUCUGCUGUGUCCUGUCCGAAGCUAGGAUCUCCUUAUCGUCGUAAUAAUAUCGACGCAGCAGUCAACAAGCAAGCUGUCAUCAUUGUCAUCGUCAUCGUCGACGUCGUAGUGGUAGUUGGUAGUUAUAACCGUUGUUCUUGUCAAGUUGUCAAGCCGAGGAACAUUUAAUCCUUAAACCAGUAACCACUAACCGCAUAAGGAUAUCAUCGUAUCGGCAUUAUAUCGUAUGGUAUCGUAUCGCUACGACAUCAUCAGCAGCAAAUCGAUUGCGCUAGUGGAAUUUCAAUAAGGAACGGAUAAAUCAUUCCAACGUUCCCGUUCCUCAUCGCCUUGCCUUGGUUAUACAUUUUUUUUUCUGUCCACUAUCCUGCCAAUAUGAAGAUGUCAAAGCUAUCGAACCAGACCAACUCACAGGACCCACAGGCGGUUAAUUCACGGGUAUUCGUUGGCAACUUGAAUACGUUCCAGUGCUCGAAAACGGAUGUUGAACGUAUGUUCCAGAUAUAUGGCCGAUUGGCAGGAAUCUCAAUGCACAAGGGAUAUGCAUUCGUACAAUUUACAAAUCCAUUCGAUGCGCGCAAUGCCUGCCAUGGAGAGGAUGGACGGACAGUCCUUAGCCAAACUUUGGAUGUCAACAUGGUUGCUGAACCAAAACCACACCAAGUUGGCCGGAAACGACAAAAUAUUACAAAAACAGGAAAUGACUGGGACUACUACUAUGACAGCUACUAUUCAUCGACCCUAUUCCGGGCAGCUGGUGCUCGUCCCAAGAAGCGUAAACGGUUAAUGACACCACAAGCCCGAUUGUUGACCGAUUCGGUAAAUAAUGGCACUCUGAAUGCGGCUGUCGUAGCCGCAGCCGCCCAACAGCAGCAACAGCAACAACAACAACAGCAACAUCAGCAGCAUGCUGCUGCCGCUGCAAUGGCAGCUAUGGCCAAUCUACUACCCCAGCAACAACAGCUUAUCUUGCAUCAGCAAAGUUUACUAUCGAAUGGAGCCGCUGCUGCUGCUGUGGCUGCAGCUGCUAAUGGAAUGGUUAAUGGAGUAGGUGGUGCUGGGUCGGGCACUACACCCCAUCACAGUUUGAAUGCGUUUUUACAGCAGCAGCAGCAGCAACAACAACAGCAGCAACAACAGCAGCAGCAUCAGCACCAGCAACAACAACAUCAAUUUGCUGGACUCCAUUUGAAACCAACCUCACCCACAAUCAAUGCACCUCCGUCGGCAGUUCUUUCUACAGUAGUGCCAUCCACAUCGUCGGGCAUCACAAAUAAUAAUCCGUUGACGACAACGGCCGUAACUAUGGCGAAUUGUGAACCAAUGUCAACAUUGUGUGUAAAUAGUUCAUCACUGAUGCAGCAUCAGCAGCAGCAGCAGCAACAACAACAGCAGCAGCAGACGAACCUUAAACAGCACCAACAACAACAGCAAAUGCAGCAACAACAGCAAUUGUUUCAACAACAAUUGCUGCAGCAACAACAACAGCAACAGCAGAAUCAGCAACAACAGCAAACACAGUGGGGCCCAUUCAAAUUGUACAGUAAUCCGGACACAUUAAUUUGUGGCAACUGCAGAGAAUGCUUCUCGGACCUCGGUGAAUUAUUGGACCACAAAAGGACUUACUGUAAAUUAAGGUUUACAUGCAAGUGCCAGGACAUAGCAUUAGCAUCAAAAAAUCCACCCGCGGGAGCUAAACUUUUAUGUGCAGUUUGUAAGGAUGCAUUCACAAAUCCCUGGGAUCUGAUGGUGCACGCUCAAGCUGCCCACAUGGUGAACAUCUAUGAGCUGGGCAAUGAGGCAUCAGAUACCACAAACACUGCAAAUAUCAGCAACAAUAAUAAUAACAACAACAACAAUUCUAACAGUAUCAACAAAAACAACAAGGAAAUAAAUGGAAUCAGCCAAAUGAAUGGUACAUCUGUAACGGAAAGUGACGUUUGUAUUUCAACAGCGUGUGCUAACGCUAGUGUUGGAAAUGGAACUAUUAUUGGUACUGGAAGUAGAAAUGGAUCUGGUGGAGGCGAAUUAGUGCCAUCCGUUGGACUAGUGAUGCCGCCUAAAGUCAAUGGCACUCUAAAUGGCAGCUUUCCGGGCGAUGGCAAUGCCAGUGAUGGUGAUGGCUCCUGCAUGGAAAUCAAUGGCGGGAUGAUGUGCAGUCCGAAUGGUUCAAUUCCCAAAGAGGAAAUUCAUUCAGAUGGCGGCGCAUCUCUGGACGGACAAAUGUCAAUCUCAUCGCCAACUCAUCACUCCGAUGACAUGAUGAAACUUAAUGGAUCGGUGUCAUCACGUGGCAGUUCACCAUCACUGGAACCAUUGGACGAUCAACCACGAGCCUGUAUUGUUCGUACACUAAGCAUUGAAGCCACAAGCCCACCAAAUGCCACAGCAGCAGCAGCGGCAGCUCUUGGGCUAAUGACCACAAGUCUGGCUAUAAGCUUAACGAAUGGCACUGCCACUGUAUCCCCCCAGUAGACAACAUCCAGCCCAAUAAAUGACGGAUAGAGGGUGCGAUAUUCAGAUACAGAUACGUAAAAACAAGAUUAUAUACACAUAUAUUUAACAAAAUCCAAAAAUAAAACAACAAAUUCGUUGCCAGAGAGCGAAACAAAUAAUACCUACCAACAAAAAAAAAAAAAAAAACAGUAAAAAAGGAUACAAAAAAAAUUAUUAAAUAAAUGAAUGUUGUUCCCAAUUAUCACCGAAAUGUUAUCCUGUUGUAGUUGUUAUGUGUUUGCAUUUUUGUUCCUUGGAAUUUUUGCGUUAAUAAUUUAUUUAAUAUUUUUUUUUUAAUUGUGUUGUGUCAGUUUUUGGGAUAUAAUGAGUCCUUUUUUUUUAUUAAAUUGCUUGUCGGAUAUGGAAUUUUGGUAUGGACGAUGGACGCGAGCUGAUGUUUGAACCAAAAUAUUAAUAUCUUGGAUAUACUCGUAUAUAUGUACAUUUAUAGGAAUUUUAAUUGCAUGCUUUCCGGUUGCCAGUAGGAGGGUUAUCAAUCACAAUAUAUACCUACUACGAGUAGAACAUGCAUUUUAUCAGAGAUUCAUAUCAUGUGUUGGGGAUACCGACAUGUAUGUAAGUCCUCGUUGUUUCGUUACCUGGAUAUAGGGAAAAUUGGUGUAUCAUCAGAUGGGUUGAUGGGGUUGAUUUUAAGCCGAUCAGGGAAGGACUUGGACAUUUUAUUUAAUUUUUGUUGUUUUUUUUUCUUUCUGUUGGAAUUGGAAUGAGGAGGGGAUUACUUGUGAAUGAGAUGAUUUUUCGUUGUUGGGAUUGUUUUUGUAUAAAUAUGACCAAAGGUCACUUGCGUAUCAAUGUUGUAAUGACUAUACACAACGAUGAUUAAAUCCUUGUUUGUUUUUAACAACAAAAAUAUAAACGAGCAGAUUACAACUCAAAGAGUUAUAAUCACACUAGGAUGUUUUUUUUUGUUUUUAAUUUUACUUUUUUCAUAUUUCAUUUUGAAUUGUAUCAUUUGGGAGAUUAAAAUUCAUAUUUACAUGUUAAACAAAUAAACUUACAAUCAAUUAAAAUGAGUUACAAUUAGAUUUGCAUAAAUUUUGUUGUAACUAAUUUAAAAAAGAAGAAAACUAAAGUCAAAUUAAUAACUGUGCAUUUAAUAAUACGUACUUUGAAAAUGUAUACAAUACCGAAAAAAAAUACUCUUCUUGUUUGAAAAAAAAUAAAUAAUAUACAAAUAAUAAUCUUUUCUUCAUUUUUGGUUCUAUUGGUCAUUGAGAUAUCAUUUGAUUUAAAAAAAAUGUCCAAUAAGAUCUUACGUGUGCAUCAGAUCUAAAGUUAACAUUUGUCUGCUCUUAUUAUGUCUACAACGUAAAAGGUACAAAUACAAUUCUUAACAAAGUGCGCAUACGCCUAAGUGAU